AUGCCUUGUAUACACCAUAUACCACUUCGUCGGGUCAAGUGUGAUGAAGGGAAACCGAGCUGUCGCAGAUGCACCACCGCUGGUCGGAUUUGUGAUGGCUACGAUCAACAGUCCAAGGCUGCCAUUAGUCUAUCGUGGGAAAAUCAUCCAUGGACUCACUCCUGGACGCCAUUCGUGAGGCCUGCUAACGGCGGCGUUGAAGCUUCACCUGAAUCCUACGCGUUGCCACAGCUUCUGUUGCCUCCUCGACUCCUAGUCUUUGACAGUGCUGAAGAACAGCAAAGCUACGAUUUCUUCCGGUCCCGGUCCGUGGGUGAACUGACCGAAGUGUUCCACAUUGACGAGACUUUCUGGAACUUAUGCGUCCUCCAAAUGUCCAUGACCCAGCCGGCGGUACGGUAUGCUGUCGCCGCACUUGGAGCCAUGCAUCGGAUAUACGGCACGGGUAACACCACCGCCAUACCCGAAGAUACAUCGGGCUCUCAAACACGGUUUGCUCUGGAGCAAUGCAACCGGUCGAUCAAAUCGCUGUUGGAAAGGAGAGGAUCCGAAGCGAGGGCCGAGAAGCUUUCCACACUCGUGGCGUGCAUCUUGUACACGUGCCUUGCCAGCAUCCAAGGACAUCAAAGGCAAUCCAUCAUGCACUUACGAAAUGGGAUGAAGUUGCUUGACAACCUCGUACAACAAAAGGAUGUCAACAACAGCGGUCCGUUGACCUCCUACAACACCCAAAUCCAAUCAUUCCUCACGACGUUGAGCAGCCUCGAAAUCCAGGCACGCAGCUUGAUGUGUGAAGAAGACCUACCUGCGUGGCCUACACGGACCAGAAUCCGCGGCUCGUCGUUCCCGCCCACCGACAUCAGAUUCUCCAGCCUCUCCGAAGCGCGGGAUUUCUUCGAGUCCGUCCUGAGCGACUUUCAAUGCUUCGCCCUGGAGAGGGAUACGGAGAAUGAGUGGUUGCUCAGCCCGGGCGCCAGUCCACGCCGUUCCGUCAUGGACGACUACGAGCUACUCGUGAAGAAGCACUCCUUUGGCGUAGAAGCGCUCGAGUCCUUCAUCGCCAAACACGACGAUGACCUAGACAAGCGAGAUCAAAAGACCAUCCUAAUGCUGAGACUGCACAUCGACAUCGUGGAAAUGUACCUCCGAGUGUACCCGCUGUCGCUGAAACACGGAGAACUGGCGUGGGACCACCUCGAGCCUUACUAUUUGAGAAUCAUCCGUCUGGGCCGACAGAUCCUAGGCUGUACCGAAGACCAGUUGUCCAGCAUGCUCUGCUCGCCUUCCGAGGUGGAGAAAACAAGUACGACUACUACUACACAUGACCACUCCGGCAAAACACACAAAUACCCAAAGAUCCCUCCUGCAGCGUCGAUCCUGAAGAAGGAGCAGUAUACCCAGAGACAGCACCGCCCUGUCUUUGCGUUCAGCCAAGGAGUCGUGGGUCCCCUGUCCACCGUCGCCGUGAUGAGCCGGUCGCCGAACGUGCGGCGCGAAGCAAUCGCCCUGCUCUUGCUGUAUCCGCGUCGAGAGGGCCUGUGGGACAGCCACACCGCUGGACGCGUGGCUUGGGUCGGGAUGUGUCUGGAAGAAGAAAUGGCUCUGGAACGGCGAGGCCAACACCAUGAAGAAGAACGUGAGAUCAAAGCCGCUUCAGACAUUCCCGCCGAAUGCAGAGUCAGGGUCGUGGACAUGAAAUACAUUGGAGCGCGCACGGGCGAGAUCCAUUACAACACGGGGAAACAAUGCGAGAAAGGCGACAAAGGCGAGAAAUGCAAGGUGGUGAAGAUCCUAGAGUGGUAA
Cladophialophora carrionii CBS 160.54 is the source of this 1803-nucleotide messenger RNA. RefSeq lists its product as uncharacterized. The record is from RefSeq and is a predicted model, not a curated record. The transcript is spliced from 2 exons. NCBI's taxonomy places the organism in Eukaryota, Fungi, Ascomycota, Eurotiomycetes, Chaetothyriales, Herpotrichiellaceae. The coding region runs from base 1 to 1803 and encodes 600 amino acids. Gene Ontology annotation, molecular function: zinc ion binding; DNA-binding transcription factor activity, RNA polymerase II-specific. Gene Ontology annotation, biological process: regulation of DNA-templated transcription.